ACGUGAUAAUUUCUAUGAUAUAUGGUAUGGUUUUAUUGUAUAUACAAAGAAUGAAGCACAUGAAAGUGAAUUAACCCCCAGUUUACAGCACAGUUUGUCGAGUAUAGACCGGAUAGGGUUUUAUUUCAUUUUAUUUCCCACAGUCCAUAUCCUGUAACAGAAAUUAAACAAUACAAUAAGGCAAAACACGUCAACCUUAAUGGAAAAGUCUAUUACGGCUUGCCUGCUAUUAGUACACGGCUAAGCUCCUAAUAUUGAAAAUAGAUUUUAUAUACAGUAUUUAUUUUUCGGAUGAGCUCUUAGAUCCUAAUAACUUUCAUUUGCUUCAGCUUUUAUAUGUCGGAGAUGCUUGUCCUUUUCCCUUUCCUGUGUUUGUUCAUAUUUUGGAAAGCAAUAAAAACACAAUCUGAAAUAAAAGGAAAUAAAAAUAGAAUUCUAUGAUUCUACGUCCACAGUGAGCCAAGAGGGAUUUGUAAAGAAACCCCCACAAUUCUCUUUGCCAAGGAUCUCAAAAAAAUCCCUGUUUGACAAUGGCAUGAACUCUCCAUCCUUGGAGCUUUUUAAGCAAAGGUUGGACAGUAAUAAUAAUAUUAAUAAUAAUAAUAAUUGUAUUUUGUAUAGCCCACCCAUCUGGCUGGGUUUCCCAAGCCACUCUGGGCGGCCAUCGGCCAUGUUGAUUCCUGCAUUUCAGGGGGUUGGACUGGAUGACCCUCGGGGUCCCUUCCAACUCUGCCAUUUUAUGAUUCUGUGACCUAAGAAGUGGGAAAGGACCCAAUUCAAGGGUGUUUCCAAAGUCCGUGUCCUUUAAUGGAAGUCGGUAAUUUAGCAGCCAUGGCUCAACCUGAGAAUAUAACAGGUGGACUAAAGCCCAGAACGAGCCCAGGCUUGCAAAAGAGGUUAAAAAUAGUAAGAAAAUUGUUGUUUUUUCCCCCCUGGCUGUGUCUGAAGCAAGACGAAGACCAUGCAAGUAGUAUGUCCUCUGCAUGAAGAUGGAAAUUUUCUGUUGGGUGACAGAGAGGAGGAAGUGCUCAACAGUCCAAGAGCUGUCAAGAGUGUGUGCCUGGCGGUGUUUCGCAAGUGCUGAUGUUGAGCAGAGUGUGUCCUAACUAAAGCAAGAGCACAGAGAUCUGCACAUCCUGUCAGAGGGGCGAACGGCUGAACCCAGAGCUGCAGAAUUUCAGCUGACACGGAGAUAAGGCUGGAGAGACCUAAGGCAGAAUGUCAGAUUCUCUGGUUGUGUGUGACGUCGACCCAGAGCUGAAGGAGAAACUGAAGAAAUUCCGGUUCCGGAAGGAGACUAACAAUGCAGCCAUAAUGAUGAAGGUGGACAAAGACAGGCAACUGGUGGUGCUGGAGGAAGAAUUCCAGGACAUCUCUCCAGAGGAGCUGAGAAGCGAACUGCCAGAACGCCAGCCUCGAUUUGUAGUUUACAGCUAUAAAUACGUCCACGAUGAUGGCCGGGUCUCAUACCCUCUCUGCUUCAUCUUCUCCAGCCCAGUCGGGUGCAAGCCGGAGCAGCAGAUGAUGUACGCCGGGAGCAAAAACAGACUGGUGCAGGCAGCUGAGCUCACCAAGGUCUUUGAGAUUCGGUCCACAGACGACCUGACGGAGCAAUGGCUGAAAGAGCGCCUGGCCUUUUUCCGCUGAUUGGUAGGGUAAUCCUGGAGGGCUGGACCUUCAGUAAACUCCCCACUCAUAGCAGGCCCUGUAAUCUCACUCCCCCCCCCCCAUUUCACCCUAGAGAUACCACUGUAUAGUGGGUGUAUGUGGAAUAUAGGGAAAUGUAGCUGAACUACUGUCUCCAUGACCAGCGUCACUGGCUUUCCCCCGCAGAGGAAUUAAAAUGAAAUAAAGUGAUUGGACCUAAUUCUUCUUUUCAUUUUG
This is a messenger RNA of Podarcis raffonei (Aeolian wall lizard), 1884 nucleotides long. RefSeq names its product glia maturation factor gamma (gene GMFG). Gene Ontology annotation, biological process: negative regulation of Arp2/3 complex-mediated actin nucleation; actin filament debranching. Gene Ontology annotation, molecular function: actin binding; Arp2/3 complex binding. The record is from RefSeq and is a predicted model, not a curated record. Gene Ontology annotation, cellular component: actin cortical patch. NCBI's taxonomy places the organism in Eukaryota, Metazoa, Chordata, Lepidosauria, Squamata, Lacertidae. The coding region runs from base 1219 to 1647 and encodes 142 amino acids. The transcript has 8 exons.